Molecule: messenger RNA, 498 nt
Organism: Brassica rapa (field mustard)
Lineage: Eukaryota; Viridiplantae; Streptophyta; Magnoliopsida; Brassicales; Brassicaceae
Source: RefSeq, a predicted model, not a curated record
AUGUACUCAAACCUCAGCAAGGGACAACUGACUUUCACUCACUUCCCUCCCGAGGACCAGGAGAUGUGGUUUCGUCAGUUUGCGCAAGAGUUCACCUGGAAUCCCGAUCACACAAACUUUAUCCAUGACAACUUCGUCCAUAAAGUUAUAGACAACUAUGGGAAGCAGAUCUACGAGUGGAAGCAGAAGUGGCUCAUCAACAAGGCGGAUGAAAAUGAUGGCGAGCCGGUUGAUGAUUUCGUCCUAAUGAAGACGGCACAUACCAACAAGCACACCGGGGAGAUUGAUGAUGGUGUUGUGAGGGAUGUGAUCAGCCUGAUCGAAACUCAGAAGGAAGACGAAGAGACCCAAGGGCUUAUGGACCAGUUGAAGGACAAAGAUGACCGCAUAGCUGCGUUGGAGCAAAAGAUGGCGGAUCAAGAGGCGGGAUGGGAGGCAACGAGGAAGCAGAACGAGCAAAUGAUGGAGAUGAUGUACCCGAACGAGCAGUUCCCGUAG